AUGACCCCGCAAGGCGCCGCCAUCUCCUCCCUGCCCGUCCGUCAACAGCUCCGCCAGGGCUUCCGCGAUAUGUACCGCUCGUCCCUCUCCUCCGGACGCAACUUCGGCCUCGUCGGCGCUAUAUUUUCUGGUACUGAGUGCUGUAUUGAGGGGUUCCGUGCUAAGAACGAUCUAUACAAUGGCGUUGCGGCUGGGUGCCUGACUGGAGGCGCGUUGGCGGCUAAGGCUGGACCGCAGGCUGCUGCGGUGGGUUGUGCGGGCUUCGCGGCAUUCAGUGCGGCGAUCGAUUACUAUAUGAGGCUGCCCGCGGAUGAAACCAGGAAGCCGGUCAUAUAA
This is a messenger RNA of Coniosporium apollinis CBS 100218, 336 nucleotides long. RefSeq lists its product as uncharacterized. The transcript has a single exon. Gene Ontology annotation, biological process: protein insertion into mitochondrial inner membrane. The record is from RefSeq and is a predicted model, not a curated record. Lineage: Eukaryota; Fungi; Ascomycota; Dothideomycetes. Bases 1 to 336 code for a protein of 111 amino acids. Gene Ontology annotation, molecular function: transmembrane protein transporter activity. Gene Ontology annotation, cellular component: TIM22 mitochondrial import inner membrane insertion complex.